Messenger RNA from Penicillium samsonianum, 282 nucleotides. RefSeq lists its product as uncharacterized. The transcript is spliced from 2 exons. Bases 1 to 282 code for a protein of 93 amino acids. The record is from RefSeq and is a predicted model, not a curated record. Lineage: Eukaryota; Fungi; Ascomycota; Eurotiomycetes; Eurotiales; Aspergillaceae.
AUGCAAUUCUUCCUUCCCGCACUCGCACUUCUGGCCUCGGUUGCCUAUGCCGCCGACUGCCAGCAAGACCUCAAGUACUGUGCCUACACGCUGGUCGGAAAAGGAGAUUACCACCAGCAGGUUAACGGCGCCGUGUCCGCCUACACCAACGGCGCACUGAAGACCCACCACCCCGACUUCUUCCUCUUCAACUGUGAAAACAGUGGCGCCAUCACGGUCCUGCAAUCGUGCCCCAGUGGAUGUGUUGAUGGCGGCCCGGACAACAGCGACCACUGCCGUUAA